Scheffersomyces amazonensis is the source of this 1359-nucleotide messenger RNA. It is a transcript of the gene ARP1, whose product is annotated as actin-related protein 1. The coding region runs from base 122 to 1345 and encodes 407 amino acids. Lineage: Eukaryota; Fungi; Ascomycota; Pichiomycetes; Serinales; Debaryomycetaceae. The transcript has a single exon. The record is from RefSeq and is a predicted model, not a curated record.
AUAUAGCGAAAGAUCUGAAAUUUAUACGCGUAGAUUGAUAUUUACAUUAUAAGUCACGGCUAAAGUAGUAUAAGGCCAGACAAUAAAACGUAUAGGUAGUAUAGUAUAGUAUAAUUUGUAAAUGGAAGGUAAUCUAUAUAACCAACCAGUGGUAAUAGACAAUGGGUCAGGAAACCUUAAGGCAGGAUUUGCUGGAGAAGAUAAGCCAAAAACAUAUGCUUCUGCUAUUGUCGGACGACCAAAAUAUCCUCGAAUAAUGACUGGUUCAUUAUUACCUGAAGUCAAUACAGAUGGUGGAGCAAGUGGAGGUAAAGAGGAUACAUUUAUAGGUAAUUUAGCUCAAGAAUAUCGAGGAUUACUUCGAUUAAAUUAUCCCAUAUCUCAUGGAAUAGUUGAAAACUGGGAAGAUAUGGAAUUAAUUUGGAAUCAUACAUAUCAACAAGAAUUGAAGAUCAAUAGUCAGGAUCACCCAUUAUUGAUAACAGAAGCACCUUUGAAUCCUCGAAAGAAUCGUGAUAAGAUGAGUCAAAUCUUAUUCGAACUGUUUAGUAUUCCAUGUAUAUAUAUUUCCAUUCAAGCAGUUUUAUCAUUAUAUAGUAGUGGAAGAACUACUGGGGUUGUUAUUGAUAGCGGAGAUGGUAUAAGUCAUAUAGUACCCGUAUAUGAAGGAUUUUCGUUACCAACAUCAAUAAAACGUUUGGAUAUUGGAGGUAGAGAUAUAACUGAACAGUUGGGAUAUAAUUUACGUCGUAUGAUUGGAGUUAAUUUGACUUCAAGUAGUUCUGAAUUUGAAAUAUUACGAAUAAUUAAAGAAAAUUGCUGCUUUAUAUCAAAAGAUCCUAUAAAAGAUGAAAAAUUAUAUUCAUCAAUUGCAUAUAGUACCGCUAGAAAUAGCGGAAGUUAUAAUAAUAAUGAGAAUUUAACAGUCUAUAAAUUGCCAGAUGGUAAAUCAUUACCAAUUGGAGUUGAGAAAUUCCGUUCUCCAGAAAUCUUAUUUAACCCUCAAUUAAUAGGUAAUGAAAGUGCUGGAAUACAUGAUUUAAUUACAUUAGCAAUUGGCAAGACUGAUUUAGAUCUAAGGCCUAUAUUGUAUCAGAAUUUAAUUUUAUCAGGAGGUAAUACGCUAUUGAAAAACUUUGGUGAUCGAUUAUUGCUUGAAUUAAAGAAUUCACAAUAUCAUCAGCAAAAUAAAAUGAAAAUAAAGAUAUAUGCUCCACCAGAAAGAAAAUAUUCUACUUGGAUAGGAGGUUCUAUCUUGGCUGGAUUAUCGACUUUCAAAAAGAUGUGGAUUACUCAUGAAGAAUAUCAAGAGAAUCCUGAUAUUGUACAUAUUAAAUGUCUUUAAAUAAUAUAAAUUAU